This is a messenger RNA of Olea europaea var. sylvestris, 1956 nucleotides long. RefSeq names its product aconitate hydratase 3, mitochondrial-like. Gene Ontology annotation, molecular function: 4 iron, 4 sulfur cluster binding; aconitate hydratase activity. Bases 183 to 1646 code for a protein of 487 amino acids. Gene Ontology annotation, cellular component: mitochondrion; cytosol. The transcript is spliced from 9 exons. Gene Ontology annotation, biological process: citrate metabolic process; tricarboxylic acid cycle. The record is from RefSeq and is a predicted model, not a curated record. NCBI's taxonomy places the organism in Eukaryota, Viridiplantae, Streptophyta, Magnoliopsida, Lamiales, Oleaceae.
UGCCUCACUUCAAUCCCAUACAACGAAGGUGAUCUGUAUAAAAGCAAAAAACUCACGGCACACACCCCUAGAGAACACACGCCCACUCCAUCUCUUCUCUUCGCCAUUUCUCCAUCGUCACCUAACAAAUCCUUAUCUCAAUCAUUAUUGUUUGAAUGUGAUUACAAUUCCCAAUCACAGUUAUGUAUGUAACCACCGCACUUCUCAGGAGAACCGCCUCCAAUUCUUCCAAUACUAGUACCACUGGCAAAAGGCUCCUUUCUUCUCUAUCCAAAAAACCCGUUUCUAAUUCUGCUUCUAGUUCGAUUUCUGGUAAUUUCAAUCAAACCCCUCAACGAUCUUUGAGUUUUUAUUCGGCUUUGAGGUCUGCGCAGCGGUGGAGUCACGGUGUGGAUUGGAAGUCACCGGCGAGUCUCGGAGCUCAGAUCAGGAUUGCUUCUUCUACUGCUUCCCUUUUCCAGCGAAACAUUGCUACGAUGGCAUCUGAAAAUGCUUUCAACAGAAUUCUUACCAGUCUUCCCAAGCCAAGCGGUGGUGAAUUUGGCAAGUUUUAUUGCCUGCCUGCUCUCAAUGAUCCGAGGAUUGAUAAGCUGCCAUAUUCUAUUAGAAUCCUUCUGGAGUCAGCAAUUCGUAAUUGUGAUGGCUUUCAAGUGAAAAAGGAAGAUGUGGAGAAGAUAAUUGAUUGGGAAAAUUCUUCCCCUAAGCAAGUCGAAAUUCCUUUCAAGCCUGCUCGUGUCUUAUUGCAGGACUUCACUGGUGUACCAGCGGUGGUUGACCUUGCUUGUAUGCGGGAUGCCAUGAACAAGCUUGGGAGUGAUUCCAAUAAGAUCAAUCCAUUGGUUCCUGUAGAUCUGGUCAUUGACCACUCAGUUCAAGUCGAUGUUGCUGGAUCAGAAAAUGCUGUCAAAGCAAAUAUGGAGCUUGAGUUCCAGAGGAACAAGGAGAGAUUUGCUUUUCUUAAGUGGGGAUCUAAUGCUUUUCACAAUAUGCUUGUUGUUCCUCCAGGAUCUGGUAUAGUGCAUCAGGUCAAUCUUGAAUAUCUUGGACGAGUUGUUUUCAACACUGGUGGUAUGCUCUACCCAGACAGUGUAGUUGGAACAGAUUCCCAUACGACCAUGAUUGAUGGGUUAGGAGUUGCUGGUUGGGGAGUUGGAGGAAUCGAAGCCGAGGCAGCAAUGCUUGGUCAGGUAUUUAUUUUAUGCAGAACAGGGUUUUCACCAAUAUGCAACUAUCAGAGAUAUAAAUCUGCUGGAGUGGACACUAUUGUCUUAGCUGGAGCUGAGUACGGAAGUGGAAGCUCACGAGAUUGGGCUGCGAAAGGCCCAAUGUUGUUGGGAGUCAAAGCGGUGAUUGCUAAAAGCUUUGAAAGGAUCCAUCGCAGUAAUCUUGUUGGAAUGGGCAUUGUUCCACUAUGUUUCAAGUCUGGUGAGGAUGCAGACACGAUAGGAUUGACAGGUCAUGAGCGUUUUACAAUUGAUCUUCCGAGCAAUAUUAAUGAGAUCCGACCAGGUCAAGACGUUACUGUCCAGACUGACACUGGGAAAUCUUUUACAUGCACUGUCCGUUUCGAUACUGAGGUGGAGUUGGCCUAUUUCAAUCAUGGAGGCAUACUUCCAUAUGUUAUUCGACAAUUGACUAAUCAAUAAGGAUUCAUAUUUCUUAGUUGCCAGUCGUUGGUGAGUUUCCUCAAUUGUAAUUGUGAAGAGAAUAAAAGUUGCAUUUCUUGUAUCCUUCUACACGGCGGAGAUUAUCAUUAUUAUUGCUUAGUUGAACAAGGCAAGUAAUUUUGGUUUGCCUACACAUGGAAGUGUAUCGUUCUUGGUAAUAAAAUUGUUGCCUCUAUGGAGGCUAAUUUAUUAGUUAUUGGAUGAUCUGCUCUAUCAUGGAAAUUGUCGUCAAAGUGACUUCUGAUAAUUUUGUAGUUCGAAUUUUAUAAUUAGUAGUGUUGGGAAAUUA